AUGGGCGAGGAGCUGUGUUCGGCCAACGGAUUGAAGCCAAAGAAUCGGAUUGACUACCUUCGCGCGUGUGCUCGCGCACACGCGUUGCGGUUUGACGGCACUACACAAGCGACAGACGCAGAACGUGCUGUCCAGCUGGUCGAGGAGGCAGAAUCCCUCCCCAUCGACCCUUCUUCCGUCAACUCGGACCUGCUUAUUUGGCAUGGUCGUGCUUUGUUUUACCUGUACGAAGCGAGGGGCGAUUUUCGGCGACUGCAGGAGGCGAUCAGGUGCCUGACGUGCACCCUAGUCGAGCUGGACGAUGCUUCAGGCUGCCGGCCACUCUGUUUGCUGUUUCUCAGCGAGGCCCAUCGAAGCCGACAGGACACUUUGAAUGAGCGGAGCGAAGUGGAAAAAAUUCUGACAUAUGCUGAGAAGGCAGUCGCACUGGCUACAUCGUUUGAUCCCCGCCGACCGCGAUAUCUCAACGCCCUCGCUAUUGCGUUGCAGCGAUAUUCAUUGUCACAUUCACAAGAGCCUACUGCGCUACAUCGCGCAAUCACCGUCGCACAAGAAGCACUACAAUGCGUACGCGAGGACGAUCGGAGAUACACCGCCGUGUUGACAACGACUUCGAAUGGUCUCCGAAAUCGAUAUCACCUUUGGGGCGAUUAUACGGACAUCGACAACUGCGUCCAGAUCCAGGAGAAAUCUUUGCGCCUUCGGCCUCCCCAGCAGAAAGGGUAUAACGCUGCCGUAUACAAUCUUUGCUUGAGUCUGAUAUACCGCUUCCGAAGCAAUGGGUCUCUACAUGACAUCGACCGCUCGAUCGCCCUGAUGAGAGAGAGGUGCUCGAACAUCCCUAGUACACUGAACAUGCACGCCAAUUUCGUCAAUAUUCUAUCAGUUGGCUUCUUAGAAAGGUGGUACCAUUUCACCGCCCUCUCAGAUUUGCAGGAAGCGCUUCGCCUUUGCAAGGAUGUAGUCGAAAAAAUGUCCGGAGGUGGUUAUUUGGCGAACGUUGGCGUAUGCUACUACGAACUCUACCUUCACGAUAGAAAGGUCGAAGAUUUGGAGAGUGCGAUAGACUGGAUGACCAAGGCAGACGCACGCCGCGAAAGCAUUUACGAUAUACCCGAACACCUUCUCGCGUAUGGCAAAGCAUUCAUAUCGCGUGCUCAACUUUUCCAUCAAUGUGACGACUGGAAAGAGGGUCUAAAGCACCUGCGCUCGGCUGUCGAACAUUCGCCGUCAGGUCACAAGCGAAGAGGUCAGACAUUAAUGGCUUUAGGAAGUGCCCUCCUUUCGUCAUACAAAAUUGAGCAGAACAAGGAUUACUUGGACGAGUCCCUUCAACUCCUGUCCGAUUGCCUGGAACAUGUUGCGUCCGGGGUGGAGAAGACAAAGUGCUGCCUCUUGCUUGCAGAUGUGUUGGAAGAGUCCAGCACCAUAUCGAAGCCACCGACCUACCCUUCAGAAAUUGUCACACUUCUCGAGCAGGCGGCUUCCGACUCCCAAGCACUGUUUGCUGACCGUUUCAAGGCUGCUCUGAAAUUGGCCAGUCUUGCACAGGAGAAUAGUCUACUGGAAGAAGCGUACCGCGCGUAUGCACUUGCAGUGUCGCUUCUGCCACGAGUGGCCUGGCUCGGCUAUGGAAGAGAUAUGAGACUCCAGGAGCUCCGCUCUCGUGCAGGGACUUUAGCAGUGGACGCUGCUGCUGCGGCCAUCGCCGUAGGGAGGUAUGACAGAGCUUUGGAGCUGCUGGAGUCGGGGCGUGGCAUCUUCUGGCGGCAAUUACUCCAGCUGAGAACCGAAGUCGAUGAAUUACAGGAUACCGCACCCAAGUUGGCACAAGAAUUGCAAGAUGUAGGACGAGCCCUCGAGGCAGAUGUACCAAGCUCGGGUGGAUCAGAGAACGAGCAUUUAUUGCAGCGACAUCGACGACUUGCCGAACGAUGGGAACAGCUCGUCACCGAAGUCCGGAAACUGCCAGGCUUCGAGGAUUUCCUGCAAGCCACCAAGUUCUCCCAGCUUUCCGAAGCUGCAAAAGACGGGCCAGUCAUAGUAAUCAACGGCAGCACCACACGGGUGGAUGCUAUCAUUCUCACACCGGAUCAUCAAAACUAUCACUGUGCCUUGCCUGGAAUCCAAGCACGGUUAGCAAUUCAGUUGGCCGAAUUCUUACGGCAUGGCCUCAAUGUGCCGAAGGACCAACGUGGGCUUUCAUUCAUGGAAUACGUGGUUCGAAGCGUUUUGGAUCGCCUUCGACACACAAUUGUUGCCCCAAUACGAAACGCAUUGAAGUCCAUCUACCGGGAUCACCUUCCUCGCCGAAUAUGGCUCUUACCUACGGGACCCUUUUGUCUCUUGCCUAUCCAUGCGGCAGGCUUCUCCUCCGACGCAAGCUCAGGGAGUGAUGAUAUUGUUUGCUCUUACACUGCAACGUUAGGGUCCUUGAUCCGAGCACGCAAGUCGCUCCGAAACAAGCACCGGGACCUUCGGAUACUUGCAAUCAGCCAACCAUCGACUCCAGGUCAGGCACCAUUGGUCUGCUCAAGGGAGGAAACACAGAUUGUUAGGGCCAUACCAUUUCAUGCAAAUACCACAUGCCUCUUUGGAGACGAAGCAACAGUAGUCCGUGUUUGUGAGCAACUUCGGAAUGCUGAUUGGGUGCACCUGUCUUGUCACGGCAACAGCAAUGCAGAAAAUCCACUGCUAAGCAGUUUCCGAUUCUUUGAUGGACCCCUGAGUCUUUCAGACAUCUCGAAAUUGCGCCUUCCCCACGCGGAUUUUGCGUAUCUGUCGGCUUGUCAUACAGCCCGACCGGCUGGAGAAUUGCCCGACGAAUCACUCCACUUGGCAUCAGCAUUGCAACUGGCGGGGUUCAAGAGCGUGAUCGCUACCCAAUGGGGUAUCGCCGAUAAGGACGCACCGAUCGUUACAAAGGACGUUUAUGAAUAUAUAUUUGCAGAUGGUCAAGGUGAUUUCCGGUCCUCUGCGGAGGCGCUACAUGCAGCUGUCAUGCAUUUGAGGCGUUGUGGACUACCGGCUAUACGUUGGGUACCAUUCGUUCAUCUUGGGAUGUAG
Dacryopinax primogenitus is the source of this 3066-nucleotide messenger RNA. RefSeq lists its product as uncharacterized. The record is from RefSeq and is a predicted model, not a curated record. The transcript has 2 exons. Gene Ontology annotation, molecular function: protein binding. Lineage: Eukaryota; Fungi; Basidiomycota; Dacrymycetes; Dacrymycetales; Dacrymycetaceae. Bases 1 to 3066 code for a protein of 1021 amino acids.